Messenger RNA from Malassezia japonica, 888 nucleotides. RefSeq names its product tRNA (guanine(46)-N(7))-methyltransferase. NCBI's taxonomy places the organism in Eukaryota, Fungi, Basidiomycota, Malasseziomycetes, Malasseziales, Malasseziaceae. The record is from RefSeq and is a predicted model, not a curated record. Gene Ontology annotation, molecular function: tRNA (guanine(46)-N7)-methyltransferase activity. Gene Ontology annotation, cellular component: tRNA methyltransferase complex. Gene Ontology annotation, biological process: RNA (guanine-N7)-methylation; tRNA methylation. The coding region runs from base 1 to 888 and encodes 295 amino acids. The transcript is spliced from 2 exons.
AUGGGCAAGCGGAAGCGCGUGCAGGACGCGGCGCAGACGAUCGCGCUCGAGCAGGAAGCGCAGCACCCCAAUGCGAUUGCGGGGCGCGUCGUGAUUCCGCAGAAGCGGUGCCCCAAGGAGCCUUCCGACAUGGACUGGACCGCACACUAUCCCGAGCUGUGUGCGCCUGCUGCGGAUGGCACGGUGAGCAAAAAAGUGGAAUUCGCCGACAUUGGCUGCGGCUUCGGCGGCCUGCUGAUGCGCCUCGCGCCGCUGUUCCCCGACACGCUCAUGCUCGGCAUGGAGAUCCGGACGCAGGUGACGCAGUACGUGCACGACAAGAUCCUUGCGCUGCGUCUCGCACACAAGCAGGCCAAGGACGGCGACGCGCCCUCGGCGCCUGCCGCGGCCGAGGCGGCGGAGAUCGACGAAGACGCCGACGAGCGCCAGCAAAACGAGCGCAUGGUCGCCGAGGCGGGCCACGUCGCGGGAGGCUACCAGAACAUUAGCGUGAUCCGCUCGAACGCGAUGAAGUUCCUGCCGAACUUUUUCGAGCAGGGCCAGCUGAGCAAGAUCUUUUUCCUGUUCCCCGACCCUCACUUCAAGGCGCGGAAGCACAAAGCGCGCAUUAUCUCGCCAACUCUUUUGGCCGAGUACGCAUACGUCCUGCGCCCGGGUGGCAUCGUCUACACGAUUACCGACGUGCGCGACCUGCACGAGUGGAUGGUCAAGCACCUGACCAACUUCCCCCUCUUUCGCCGGAUUCCGGACGAGGAGCUCGCCGACGACCCGUGUGUGGAUGCGGUGACAUACAGCACCGAGGAGGGACGCAAAGUCGAGCGGAAUGCGGGCGACAAGUUCUUUGCCGCAUUUGUCCGCUUGCCAGAUCCCGAGGUCGGCGAGGAGUAG